Vitis vinifera (wine grape) is the source of this 1901-nucleotide messenger RNA. Its product is annotated as organic cation/carnitine transporter 4. Bases 156 to 1745 code for a protein of 529 amino acids. Gene Ontology annotation, molecular function: transmembrane transporter activity. The record is from RefSeq and is a predicted model, not a curated record. The transcript is spliced from 2 exons. Lineage: Eukaryota; Viridiplantae; Streptophyta; Magnoliopsida; Vitales; Vitaceae. Gene Ontology annotation, cellular component: membrane. Gene Ontology annotation, biological process: transmembrane transport.
GAGGGUCAAAAAGGAAAGUUUGAGUGGGUGACUCUAGUGCCCCUCCUCAAGAAGCAUAUCCCCAUGGAAAUUCCCCCCUAUAUGAACUCCGUUCAAGCUCCACAGCCACCAAAAAGAAAAAAAAGGGAAAAAUAAUAAUAAUAAUUCCCCCUAAUAUGUCCCAAGCGACCUCGUUCCAUGAGGACCAGGACCUCGCGUCGCCGUUGCUCCGGGCGGUGAAGACCCGCGGCGGAGAGCCCCAGAAGCUGUGCAUCGACGACAUGCUCCAGCGGCACUGCGGCGAGUUUGGGGUGUGGCAACUGAGACACUUCGUUCUCACCAGCCUCGCUUGGGCUCUCGAGGCCUUCCACACCAUGGUCAUGAUCUUUGCCGAUCAGGAACCGGCUUGGACGUGCGUGAGCAGCCGCGGCUGCUCCGUCGCGUCAACCAGCGUUUGUGGGUUGGACCCAGGUUCGUGGGAAUGGAGCGGCGGUCCGGGGAGCUCUACAGCGGCGGAGUGGGGACUGGUUUGUGAGAACAAAUACAAGGUCGGGCUGGUUCAGGCCUUGUUCUUCGGCGGCUGCAUGAUUGGUGCAGGAGUUUUUGGUCAUCUCUCAGACUCCUUCCUAGGAAGGAAAGGAUCUCUAACUGUAGUCUGCAUCUUGAAUGCCGUCUUCGGCUGCUUGACCGCCUUAUCUCCCGGCUUCUGGGCCUACGCCCUCCUCCGUCUUCUCACCGGCUUCAGCACUGGCGGUGUUGGCCUUUGUGCCUUCGUCCUCGCCACCGAGCCCGUCGGCCCUACCAAGCGUGGCGUAGCUGGAAUGUCCACGUUCUACUUCUUCUCAACCGGCAUUGCACUGCUUUCUGGCAUAGCUUAUAUUUUCCCGUCAUGGCGCUCUCUCUACAUCGCCUCCUCCCUUCCCUCCGUUCUCUUCGUUAUACUUGUCAUUCCUUUUCUCUCCGAGUCCCCCAGAUGGUACCUCGUACGUGGGAAAAUCAAUGAGGCCAUGGAAGUCAUGCGCGUCAUUGCCAAGUCCAAUGGAAAGCACUUGCCUGAUGGGGUCGUCCUUGGCCUGGACGAAGAAACCAACGAGAAUUCAACUGAUACUGAGAGCUAUAAGGAGGAAUUGUCCACCAAACAAGCAAUAUCAGGAUCUCUCAUAGAUGUAAUUAGGUCACCUAUCACAAGGUUUCGAUUAUUUCUAGCAGUGGUCAUUAACUUCUUGUGCUCAGUAGUGUACUAUGGCCUUAGUCUAAACGUCGUCAACCUUGAAACCAACCUCUAUCUCAGUGUGCUGCUCAAUGCCGUGGCUGAAAUGCCAGCAUACACCUUGACAGCAGUUUUGUUAGACAGGUUCGGGAGGAAGCCAUUGGCGAUUGGGACACUGUGGUUCAGUGGAUUUUUCUGCCUUUUGGGGACACUGGUGAAAAGCAAUGGGAUAUGGAAGGUUGUCCGAAUGGUAUGUGGAGUUUUGGGAAUAUUUGGGAUGGCCGGAACUUAUAACUUGUUGUUCAUUUACACGACGGAGCUGUUUCCGACUGUGGUUAGGAAUGCGGCACUCGGGUGUGCGACCCAGGCGGCGCAGAUGGGGGCGAUAUUGGCACCCUUUGUGGUGGUUUUAGGCAAGGUAUUGCCAUUUGCAGUGUUUGGAGCUUGUGGGAUUUCCGGCGGCAUACUCGCUUUCUACUUGCCGGAGACUUUGAACCAGCCAUUGUACGACACCAUGACCGGAAUGGAGGAUGCUGAGAAGGCAUUGAAGGAGUAACAAAGGGUGGUUCUUAGUCAGCUCCAUUAGAAUGAGCACAUAAAUUAAUAUGACUUUGCUUUGUUUUUUUACGCUCUUGUGGAAUUUAAUUUUCACGUACACAAAAAGAAUGACUCAGAGGUGGUUGAAUUUGGAUUGAGAGCUAUUGACCCAUCA